Asterias rubens (European starfish) is the source of this 8438-nucleotide messenger RNA. RefSeq lists its product as uncharacterized. Gene Ontology annotation, cellular component: membrane. Gene Ontology annotation, biological process: cell surface receptor signaling pathway; G protein-coupled receptor signaling pathway. Lineage: Eukaryota; Metazoa; Echinodermata; Asteroidea; Forcipulatida; Asteriidae. The record is from RefSeq and is a predicted model, not a curated record. Bases 1 to 8193 code for a protein of 2730 amino acids. Gene Ontology annotation, molecular function: G protein-coupled receptor activity; calcium ion binding. The transcript is spliced from 56 exons.
AUGGCUGCCCCAGCUGCACCAUUGUGUUUUUGGUCACCGUGUAAGAAUGGAGGAACAUGUGUAGACGACAACAGCGGUAUGGUUCCCUCGUACACGUGUGCAUGUACUGCAACUGGAUAUGAAGGCGCAACAUGCGAGACAGAUGUUGAUGAGUGUACAUUAGGAACGCACGACUGUGUAGAGUCAGGAAGCUUGUGUAAUAACACAAUUGGAUCAUUCGGGUGUUAUUGCGAUACUGGUUACACACAAGGAGUUGAUGGACAUGACUGCACAGAUAUCGAUGAAUGUACGGCCAACACGGAUAACUGUGACAGUACCCUAGCCACCUGCACUAAUACUGUGGGUUCCUUCAUGUGUACUUGUGUGACUGGGUACGACGGGGAUGGAACCACUGGAAACUGCGCAGAUAUUGAUGAAUGCACUGACUCUACUGAUGAUUGUGAGACAACAGCUACCUGCAGUAAUACAGUUGGCUCGUUUACUUGUACGUGUGCGGCUGGCUACACAGGAGAUGGCCGAACAAGUGGGUCAUCAUGCACAGACAUCGACGAAUGCACAGCCACUACGGAUGAUUGUGACACCUCUCUAGCUUCAUGUACCAACACUGUAGGGUCCUAUACAUGUAUCUGUACUACUGGUUACGAAGGAGACGGCACUAAUGGUGGAACUGGAUGUUCAGAUAUUGAUGAAUGUAGCGCCUCUACUGAUAACUGUGAUGCAUCCAUUUCAACUUGCUCCAAUACUGUCGGCUCAUUUGAUUGUAAUUGCCUCUCAGGAUUCACAGAUAAUGCUGGAACUUGUGAAGAUAUUGAUGAAUGCACAGUGGGGAGUGAUAAUUGUUUGGAUACAUCUAGCCAAGGCGAAUGUAUCAAUGUACCAGGGAGCUUUUCAUGUCAGUGCGUAGCUGGAUAUGGUGGAGAUGGUGUGUCCUCAUGCACCGAUUUGGAUGAGUGUUCCUUAGGCACAGAUACUUGUCAUCCUUCAAGAGCGUCAUGUUCUAAUACUGUAGGUAGCUUCACUUGUACUUGUGAUGCCGGGUUUUCAGGAGAUGGCUCAACCUGCGCAGAUGUCAAUGAGUGUACUGACAGUACACAUAACUGUAUGGAUACUCUUGGUAGCUGUACAAAUAGCAUUGGAUCCUUCAGCUGUGCAUGCAUUAAUGGGUACAGUGGUGAUGGGAUCAACUCAUGUACAGAUAUCGAUGAAUGUUCAACUGGUUCUGAUAAUUGUCAUGGUAUACUAGCAACAUGUGCCAAUACUGUAGGUAGCUUCACAUGUACUUGCAAUACAGGUUAUGAAGGCAGUGGAGUCACAUGUACAGAUACCAAUGAAUGCCUAGCGUCGACACAUGAUUGUCUGCCCUCUACUGCAUUCUGCAUUAACAACGUUGGCUCAUGGGACUGUUACUGUAACAAUGGAUUUAUCGGUGAUGGAGUUACAGAGUGUCUCGAUAUUGAUGAGUGUGCAAACAACACGGACAGCUGUCAUGUAGAUUUUGGCAUAUGUACAAACACGGCCGGUUCCUACUCAUGUUCAUGUCAGGUUGGGUAUGCAGGCAAUGGGUUCUUCUGUGGGGAAGUUGAUGAGUGUAUUGGUCAGACGUGUUCCGGUCUAGGAACAUGUGAAGACAGAAUUGGCUAUUACUAUUGCAACUGUGUGUGGGGAUUCUGGGGAACAGACUGUGAACUUGAAUCCAAGUAUGCUGACACCAUUCCAAUGUUCACUGGUUCCCUGUGGUGGACGUUCAAUGAGCUGAACACCACCGGUGACGAUAAGUACGCCAACCAGGAUGUGAACUCCACUGCGUUCAACGCUUACCCAGGCCUAGCUAUUCAGAAUGACUACGGUGUUUCCAACUACUCGAUCCAGACCAGGUUGAACGGCAGCGACGACUGCUUAAACUUUGGUGAUUUUAGUGGACAUUGUGUGAGUGAACCGUCGCUAUGUAGCGAUGGAUUAACGGUGUCUCUAUGGAUUAGACUGACGGAGGAUGAAGUCAAAGAACCGGGACCUGUUUAUAUCCUCAGCUCUGGUCCACCUGACUCUAUAGGCAUCAGUAUCUACAGAGAUACAAGGAAACUUGGCUUCAUAGUCAACGACGGCACGACAGAAUGGUCUGAAGAAGUAACUGAUGCCGUACCUGCAAACUUAUGGAAGAAUAUUGCACUUGCUUGGAGUGCAACUACUGGGAUGUCGGUUUUUAUAGAUAGUGUGAGGCAAGUAGACAGUACAACAGGCAGUGAGAAUCCUCUGGCAGCCGUAGUGGACUAUUUAACUCUUGGCUGUAGACACAAUGGAGCUGAAAAUACCGGUCAUUCAUCGGGAUUAUUCGAUGAACUUUCCAUCUGGACUGAGAGAUUCAAUGAUAGUUAUCAACUACCAUGGCUGAUGGGAGGCUGGGAUAAAGAUGACUGUGUGAUAGAGCCUUGUGUUCAUGGACAAUGCUUUGAUACCGGUGUAGAGUUAUACCGAUGUGAUUGUGAUCCAGGUUACAAUGGGACCAAUUGUGACGUUGAAAUGGAUGAGUGUGAAUCCAACCCAUGUCAGCAAGGAGGUACAUGUACUGAUUAUGUUGACUACUACAUCUGUGACUGUGUCUUUGGAUUCACUGGUCACAGUUGUCAUCUCGACCUGUCUCCUAAUUAUGAUUAUUCCAACGUUGUGGACCUCUCGCCAGGACUUCUGGUUAACAAUGACGCAAUUCAAAUACAUCCUUACCACCUUUUGGCCACCAACUACUGGCCCAUGAAUGACCCAACUGACAUCAUGAUUGCCGGGGGGAACAAUACCAUAAUCUACGGUAGGGCUCAGGUCGGGAUAUACCCCAACCUAGCAUCAGAUAGCUCUUGGGUCAACCUGGGGAAUUAUAGCCAACAGUGCCUGAGUGAGCCGCAGUUCUGUACAGAAGGGCUGUCUGUCUCUCUCUGGUUGAAGCUGAAUUCUAGAAAUAUGGAUGGGAUGGAUGGAGUUAUUCUGACGACGGCUUCGGAUGCGGUGCAAGAUGGACGGGUCGGGGUGUCCAUCAUCCUCAAGUCAAGUAAUGAACUCUUGUUUAGAGUGGUGGAUGGAAUCAACAGAGCCUGGCUCCUUCUCACGCAUUCCAAAGAUGUAAUUUAUAACCACUGGUGUAACCUGGCAAUAACAUGGCAUCCAGACGUCGGCAUUACCGCUUACCUUAAUGGAGUCAAGAUGACUGGUGUCAAGAAGAGCAGGGAACCAGUGGGAGAUAGCAAUAUGAAUGAUAUACUGACGAUCGGAUCACAGUUUAAUCUUAGUCUCAGUGCUUAUCCAAUGUGUGUGACUGACGUGGUGUUCUGGAAUCGAUACCUGCGCCCAGAGGAGUCGAAUCGUUUCAUGGGAUUCACUCGAAGGGAAGAAGAGCUGUCAAUCUUUGCUGAUCAUUUCUGGAGUGUUGACGGCUACGCUAGACGUGACAAAGACCCUCUGUCUGACUACAUGGAACCUUAUAGGAGUACAUUUUCUGGUAUAGUCAAGGCUGGAGAGGGCGAUGUUGUACUUGGAUCCAGUAGAGACGCUAAAGGCAACUCUCUUAUUGUGUAUGGAGAUGGGAAUGAAUGGAUCAUGUUGGGUGACUUUCCCGAUCACUGCAUCAGUGACACUUCUCGCUGUAAGAAUGGACUCUCUGUCUCACUGUGGGUCCGCCUCAUCCAGGUGUCAGAUAACGACACUCACUACCUCAUUAGCUCUGGGGAGCAGGUCAGUCGUGGUUUCUCUAUCUUUCAGAGAGAUGUUGAUAAGCUUGGAGCAGCAGUGACUGACGGAAGGCUUAGAUGGAUUGUUGAAGUGGACUUUACACCAUACAUGAAAUAUGAAGAAACUGUUUAUAAUGUCAUCAGCAACACCAACUACACUGAAUACUAUGGCCCCUGGAUGAACCUGGGUAUUAAGUGGACCAAGAAAGAUGGUCUGGGACUAUUUAAAGAUGGCCGCUUGGUUGCCAUGGAUCCCACUGGUUACCGCAAGUACAGGAAUACGGAUGAGCAGGCCAAGCUGGUUGUUGGAAGGAGGAACGAUUUCUUAGAAAAUGGAGCUAAUUUCACAUUUGAAGAAGUCGCAAUAGUAGAGAGAUCAACAGAGACGUUCGAGUAUAGAGAAAAACUUGCUACAAUCGACAAUGUUCAGUACUCUGAUGCAGUGUAUUACUGGAACCCCAAGGAUCUGUUCCUCAGCACCUUUAAGAUCUUAUGGGAACAUACUUACAAUGACACAGUUGAACCCAUUGGAGCUACACUAGAUGUGACCAUGCCUGAUGACAACACAGUAGAUCUUACUGGGGAUUCUGCCUACAUUAAUCUAGGUGACUUUCGAGAUGACUUUGUGAGCGACCCAUCAUUGACCCAGAGAGGAUUGAGUGUUGCAUUCUGGGUGCAAUUAUCAUUCAGGAACAUUUCCGUCAACUCAAGUCACUACGUUAUAAGUUCUGGGUCCCAGUUUUCAUCCACUGGUUUUGCAGUUUACUUAAUUGAAUCUUCCCUCAAGUUUAUGAUCGGUACCAAUGAGACAACAUUGACAAUGGAAUACUCACAAAACGUCAUACCAGAGGACACCUGGAUUAACGUCGCCUUUACCUGGCAUCAACUGGAACCCUUCCUCGGCUACAUCAACGGACACCAAAUAACUCCAACCUCCUCCUCAAUGGAAACACCGGUCGAUCUCAACCAGAAUCAAACUAGUACUUUAUUAACCCUGGGAAGGAGGAAUGAUUUGGAGUCUGACUUUGCUGAUUUCAAGAUUCAUUCCCUGGUUAUCUGGGAUAAGUACAUUUACCCAAAGAAUGUCCACAAGCUUCUAGGCGUUACAGAUAUUGAGUUAUACUACCUACAUCAAGCUGACUACUACUGGUCCAUGGAUCCACCUCUAACUAACAUUGCAACCUUCUCCAAGACCUCAUCCUCUGGGGUAACCUACCGAGAUGACCGUCACCACUUUGCCCGAAGCCUCUACACUGAUGGGUCGAGUGGAUGGGUCAAGCUUGGCAAUCUAGAGAGUACCUGCCUUGCUAACCCAGCUACAUGUACCAAUGGAUUCGCUCUGGCCAUGUGGAUGAAGUUUAGUGAUAUUCCAGCUCUGGAAGGACGUUGUCUGUUUACGAGUGGCGCUGAUUUGCAAAAUGAGAAGGGAAUAGUGUUCAGCCAGACUCCAGACGAGCUUCAAUUCCAAGUCAGCGACGGCACUUAUACAUGGCUACUCACAUUCUCUGAAGAUCUGUACACAUUCAAUGAGUGGCAAUACGUAGCUAUGGUCUGGUCUCCUAGUGCUGGGUUAGCUGUCUACCUCAACGGUCAAGUUAUAGCGACACAGACACUAAGCACCAAGAGCAAGAGAACGUCUAAUACCUACACUGAUCUUAUACUUGGCAAAUGUGCAGAUAAUACCAACUAUGCCCGAGCGUAUUAUGAUGACGUCAUUCUGAUGCUGCCCUCUACAGGCCAAUCAUUGCCAACUGCUGAGCAGCUUCAUGGUGAUCCAAUUUGCCAUGGUUUCCUAUCAUCCGAUCGAUACUACAACCUAACGUCAACCACAAAUGGAGUAGUCUUAUCAAGUACCGAACCUUCCGUCCGUGGGGAUGGAGAUGGUAGUACCCGAGCUGUCUCUACCCACCCUGGUAAUGGAUAUGUAGAUGUUGGUGAUUUCAACAAUGUGUGUCUGAGUAGUCCCUCAUUGUGUCAAUCAGGAGUCACCUUCUCAGUCAUGGUUAAACUAAUUGAUCUAGAGAAUCUACAAGACCCUGUGACUAACCCAGAAGGAGUUGCAUACAUCCUCAGCUCCGGAGCGCAGGGGGGCAUCUCCACAGGUUUUGCUAUCUAUGCUGAUAACACCUCCAUAACCUUUGAGGCUUACGAUGGAAUAGAACAAUGGAUGACUACUCAUCCAUAUAGCUUCGGAGAGAACUGGACUAGUGUGGCUAUGUCAUGGGAUGCUGAGUAUGGGAUCACUGCAUUUAUUGAUGGUAUAGCAAUGAUUGAAGCUGCACCUUCUACCAUGAUGCCAGUCACUACUCCGUUCAACUCAAGUACCAACGCUACCAGUAACGCAACAACGACCGCCUCACCCAACGCUGGAUUACAGACCCCCAAGACAGAUACCUUUACGCAUCUACACCUUGGCAAGAGGAAUGAUGAGAGUAAGGGGUAUUUAAGAGCAGAGUUUGCAGACUUUGCUGUAUGGUAUUAUCGGAUGGAUAGUGAGGAUCCAGAUGUUGGCAAACGGUUUAGUGGACAAGAGUGCCCAGAUAUAGUUGUUACAACAAAUCAUGCGGAACUAGACAAGUACUCAGUGUGGACUGGAACCAUUGAGUGUGACUUCCUACACAAGGCUGACUGUACAGGAAACUUGGAUGAACUUUUUGAAGUGUUUUACUCCGAGGACGGUGUUGAUGACUACUUGUAUGGCAUCAUCAUCCAGCGUCUUGAGAAUUACACGUCUUCUGAGAUGUAUUUAACCAAAGAUGAGAUGGAGAUGAUUGUUAUCAUGAUUGAUAAAGUCAUUAAUCGAGAGUUACCGUCUGAGAUGAAUGUCACUGAUGCUGAGACAGAUCUUCAGAAUGUCUUGUCUGUGACGAGUAAUUUAUUUGCCUCCGAUAGAAAGAGACGUUGGGUCAGCAUCCAACAGUCUCAAGGAGGAGCUUCGUCACUGAUCAAAGGUAUCGAGGAGUAUGGUUUGAAGAUUGCUCAUCGACUUAUCACUCCAGAUGGUCAACCAAAUAAUAAUGUGACUGUCACGAUAACAUCGGAUAACAUAGCUCUUCAUAUUGAGCGAUUUGAUCUUGAGGAUUUGGAUCAAGAAACCGGACCAGUCUUCCCUCGAUAUUCAGACCCAGCUUUCUCUACAAUCAACCAAUCAUGGAGUCAACCUACAGACACCAUCCAACUCCCUAGGAACUACUUUGAUUUUACAACAGAAAAGACUGGAGGGGCUGUCCUAGUUGGUGUUAUCUACAACACCGUCACUGACUUCAUGCCAAUAGAAUCUACUCAAAGUGAGUUACGCAGUAGUUCAGAUCUUCGUGAGAUGAAACUGACAAGCCGAGUGAUCUCCUUGACUGUUGAACCGAAACUCAGGAAGAAUCUUUAUAACCCUAUCGAGAUAACCAUGAGUAAUAUUAAGGAAAGAGAAGAUGACAUGGAUGCAGUUUGUGCUUUCUGGGACUUUGACAUGCCGAAUACAAUCAAUGGAGGGUGGGAUACAGAAGGAUGUGAAGUACACUCUAGUAACGAAACGCAUACUGUUUGCUAUUGCUAUCAUUUGACAAACUUUGGAACCCUUAUGAAACCAAUUCAAGUUGAGGUACCAAGUGAACAUGAUGCCAUUCUACAGUACGUGUCAUGGGCUGGUAACGGACUCUCAAUGCUGGCUCUUAUAUCCCUACUGCUUGUCUAUAUCUGUGUCAGCAAGUUACGUACGAUCGUCAACGUGAUUCACAUCAAUCUUAUAGUAGCGAUGAUGCUAGCAAAGGCUGCUUAUCUUAUCAUUCCAGUCGUUAAGCAGGAUGAGACUGCAUGUACCUCCAUUGCAAUCAUUCUACAUUAUUUCUACACUGCAUCAUUCGCUUGGAUGCUUGUUGAGGGAAUUCAUCUCUUAGUUGAAGUUAAGAAUCCUGUCGGCAAUUACUUCAGACAGAAGUCUCGAUAUUACCUCAUUAUCGGUUGGGGUUUGCCUGUCAUGAUUGUUGGUGUGACACUCUCCAUUGCAUUUGAAAGUUACGGCACUGCAGACACAUGCUGGGUAUCUAUUGACAAUGGAGCUGUGUGGAUGUUUGUGGGACCCUGUAUUUUCAUUAUCCUGGUGAAUUUAUGGAUCCUUUACAUUGUAUGGAAAAACACCCAACAGUUGUCCGACAUGUACGAAAAGACAAAAUUCCACAGUUCCAGUCUCCGUGCUUCAGCGAUCCUACUGCCAUUCCUAGGGAUCUCCUGGGUCUUUGCUAUUCUACAAGUCAACUAUGACAUCGUGGAGUUAGCUUACUGCUUCACUGUGCUGAACUCACUCCAGGGUGUGUUUAUUUUCCUGUUUCAUGGCCUUGGUAGCAGAGAGGUUCGGGCUGCUGUAUUAAAGCAAGACCUUGAAGUGGAAUUCUCAAAAGUUGAACGAGUUUCAAUUACACCAAAUGGUAUGCCAAUGAGAAGAAUGCGAAUGCAAGCACCGAGACCUCCACCAGCCUAUGUCCCUUAAUCUGUGCGACAAAAGAAGAAAAAGAGUUUGAAGAUUUGUUACAACUUUGCAACCUGCCACCAGGCAUCAGAUCUUCUUCGUCAUAGAUAUUAUCUGUUCCCAAAACACACCUGGCACGCUAUGAGGAUUGGGCUUUUUGAGCUGUGCAUUGCGACCCUGUAACUUCUUGCAGCGAGUUAAAGACACUGGACACUGUUGGUAAUUGUCAAAGACUAGUCUUCACAGUUGGUGUAACUCAAGUUGAA